AUGUUAGACACCAUAGGUUCUUUGGAUGAUCUUCCAAUAUAUUCAUUCCUCUUUCCGAAUGAAAAAGGGUCUAGUUUAUAUAAUGCUUAUGACCGUGAUAAGGUAGAAAAUAAAUUAGUCAUUAAAAUUGACCAAGAUGAUCGAGCUCCAAAGUUUUCUGUUGCAGAUGAGAUUUCAGAAGUAUAUGGUUUGCCCGGGAUUCAUGAAUGUAUUAAUGGUCAAAAACCUUUAAGAGCCGUAAUCGAUAUCGAUGCUACACAUGAUGAUAUGAAAGCAAAUGAUGUUAAUUGGGAAGACAUUCUCAAAGAAUUGGUAAUCGCUACAUCAUCAGACCCUAGCAAGUGUAGUUACCAUAUUUUAUAUGCACCAGUUCUACUUAUUGAUCAUCACGAUCUCAAAGCAUUCACAGAAUUGGUAUAUACCUUAACAGAUGAAAAAUAUGGGCUUGAAGUAAGACCUCGAAUGCUAAGUACAGAAAAAAAUGAUAAUCCGCUAAGAAUAUCUGUAGGUCAGGAUGUAUUACAGAAAUUCGCCAAUCUAGUUUUGCAAAAGUAUUCUAACUAUCUUAGGGAUUGGACUAUCGAAGAAAAGGAAGAGACGAAAGAAAACUUUGUAUAUUUUAGCCGAAAAGCUCCACUAGAGUGUCCAUUCUGCAAACGUAUACAUGACAAGGAUCAGCGGUGGUUCAGUCGUGUAUAUGCUAGAAGUGGUGAAUUCAUCGUAAAAUGUUUUCAGCAAAAUAGUGAUGAGCACGGGGAAGUUUUUGAAUACGACCCAUCUAUUGCAGAAAAAAUUCAGCAAGAAAAUAAAAAUUUACCACUCGAGGCAACCUUUCACAAGAUAAAGGGUCCAGGAUUUCCUAAAGCUUUCGUAAAAAUUCCAACAUGGGUCAAGUAUAAUGAAACCCUUACGGCUACAGAAAUAUAUAAAGAGAGAUAUGUAAGACCAUUACCCAAUGAAAGUGAUAUUUAUGUAGGGUCACCUUGGGAAACUGGAAAAACCUAUGUUCUUGAAAAUCUUACUAUAUCUGAUGAUGUAAAUUUGCUAGUAUUAUCCACGCGUCACUCUUACUCAAAUGCUGUUACUACAAGGCUUAAUCUUAAGUCUUAUUGUGAUAUCGAUGGUAAUAUAAAUUUACCUGAUCAUAAGAGGGUAGUAUGUCAGAUAGAGAGUUUAUACCGUAUUACUAAUAAUUGUAAAUGCGAUAAAAAAUGCAAAUGUCCUCCAACCCAAUAUGAUUUAUGGCUUGAUGAAAUAGUAUCUAUAAUUGUUCAGGCACAAAGUCGUUUAGCAGGGCAAUCGAUAGAGAAAUUGUAUAAACUAAUUCAAGAAGCGAGACAUAUUAUCGUUAUAGAUAAGAUAAUGAUCUUACCGAUCUUAAUAUCGAAUGGAUUAAAGCUCUUCGCAA
Funneliformis geosporum is the source of this 1408-nucleotide messenger RNA. The record is from the annotation of a GenBank genome assembly. NCBI's taxonomy places the organism in Eukaryota, Fungi, Glomeromycota, Glomeromycetes, Glomerales, Glomeraceae.